Otolemur garnettii (small-eared galago) is the source of this 114-nucleotide messenger RNA. RefSeq names its product dolichyl-diphosphooligosaccharide--protein glycosyltransferase subunit 4-like. The record is from RefSeq and is a predicted model, not a curated record. The coding region runs from base 1 to 114 and encodes 37 amino acids. NCBI's taxonomy places the organism in Eukaryota, Metazoa, Chordata, Mammalia, Primates, Galagidae. The transcript has a single exon. Gene Ontology annotation, cellular component: oligosaccharyltransferase complex.
AUGAUCACAGGCAUGCAGCUCACCACCUUCGCCAACCUGCUGGGCAGGUCACUCUUUUUGCUUGUUCUUCUCUAUCACUGCAUGGCCAUCCACAAUCCCAAGAAGCAGGAAUGA